This is a messenger RNA of Capronia epimyces CBS 606.96, 588 nucleotides long. RefSeq lists its product as uncharacterized. Lineage: Eukaryota; Fungi; Ascomycota; Eurotiomycetes; Chaetothyriales; Herpotrichiellaceae. The transcript has a single exon. The coding region runs from base 1 to 588 and encodes 195 amino acids. The record is from RefSeq and is a predicted model, not a curated record.
AUGUCGGCCACGAUGCGCAACCCAGCGCGCGACCUGAAGGACAUGCCGGCCUUUCACGCAACCUCGCCGAAUGGCCGCAUCCAGGCGCACGGCAACCUGCGCGAUGUGCGCGAGGUCCCACAUAUCCCACAACUGCCACCAUCUCCGCCCUCGCGUCGCGCGAUCCGGCGCAAGGCUUCCAUGUCUCCGCUGGUCAGCAACGCAGGGGUGGGCAAGCCACGGCGCGCCUCGCGGUCUCGGGCCUCUCCCUCGCCCAUCUCGCCGCUUCGGGCCCACAACGCCGGCAGCUACUCGGAAGUGCGCAAAGCAGCCCAUCUGCAGCGCCAGAUCGAAGUCCGCCGCCGCCGCGAGCUGUACGAGGACUGUGAGCGACUGCUAGCCUCGCGCCGCUACACCAAGGACGAGCUCCUGCACCACCGCCUGAUCUUGCAGUUGCCCGAACGCGAAAGGGAGAGGCUGUUCUUGGAGCACGAGGCUCGCGUCCGACUCCGUGACCCGCAAGCCGACAAACGAAGGAAGGGCUGGGAGGAGAAAUACGACGAAUAUCGGCUCCAGCAAAAGAGGAAGAGUCGCUGCAAUGUCAUGUAA